Molecule: messenger RNA, 4973 nt
Organism: Ruditapes philippinarum (Manila clam)
Lineage: Eukaryota; Metazoa; Mollusca; Bivalvia; Venerida; Veneridae
Exons: 8
Coding region: 154-1422 (422 amino acids)
Source: RefSeq, a predicted model, not a curated record
AGUUUUCAAUUUUUAACAAUGUUUUCUUGGUAAUUCCUAAGUGUAGUAUUUAUUGGUGGUUAUCACCAUUUGUACAAUUGCUACACGCAAGGAAAAAUAUCCUACUUUUGUUUUCGACUUGUGCCGAGAACACUUAAAAGAUACCUGAAUGUCAUGGCUACUUCAGAUCCAGAAGUUGCUGAUUACAAAAUUUCAUACUGGACCUUCUGUGGAGAUUCUGUUGAAAAGCAGGAUGGAGAAAUGACUAUAUUAUUUAAGGAAGGUCUGAUAUUUCGUAACUUCAUUGAGAAGCAAAUCGGAAUCGAGUCUUUAAGAUGGGUUUCCCGGCAGUCAUUUGAAGGUCUCUCAGAAAAAGAUUGCAUUGUAGUUUCUUAUUUGGACAAUGUAUCAAAAGAUGUGGCAAACAUUUUCUUUGAGCUGAAGUCAGAAGCAGAAGAGGCCAGGACAUGUUUCAAUACAAUGAGGGACUUACUGACUAUAAAAUAUCAAGGAUGCACUGAUGAUCUAGGGAAAAUUAGCGAUGUUGUCAACAUGGUAUUUAAUCAGCCAAUAUUUAUGGGCAGGACUAAGAUGAUUGUUCAUACAUCAGAAGAAGGAAAGAUUGAUCAUGCUGUUGAAGAGUCCCCUGGUGAAAUGUCGGAAUUUUUGAUGAUCAUUGAUAUAGAAUGUAUGUGUUUGUACAGGGGACAACUUAACAAACCAGUACACGAGCUUAUGUUUUGGGAAGAAGAGAGCUUAAAUUCCAUCGAGCGUGUUAAACUUACACAGAAACGGCAGCCAGGGAGUUUACCAGAAAAGAUAGUCUACUUCCAAACAAAGACUCAGUCAUUUGGUUAUGUUGCAGAUACAGAGAUAGUGAAACAGUUGCAAAACUUGACAGCAAAGAAAAGGCACAUAAUGACAGAGCCACAGUUAAUGUUGGAAAUAAUGCCAAAGCUCAGUUUACCAUCCAAACAGUCUUCUUAUUGGUCCAACAGAAAACCACAAGAGAGUGGUCUAUAUGUGACAGGAGGUGCAGGAUCAAGCUAUAAUUCUAGUUCUUCUGGACUGGAAUCUCAAAUAGCAGAAAGACUUAAUGGUGAGCUAGAAAAUGCAUUGGUGACUUUUAUGGAGAAUGAAGACAUGCAGAAUAUAUGGAUAGCAAUUGAGUUUGACAUUAAAGAAAUAAUAGAGAGUGGAACUGCACCUACAACAGAUCAUAGGAGUGGAGGUAUGGAUAGUGACAGUGGGGAUCACUUACAGAAAGCUCUUCAAGAUGUUAUGGAUCAAUUGCAGGAGAAUAAUCUACCCAUUGCAAUAUCAAGGAUAAAGGCAUGUCGGGAUUUGUUUGGAAGCAGCAGUAUCUCAGCAAUACGGAAGAUUUUUGACAAAGAUGAUGUUCAUCUUCUAAAGUCUCUUUAUUUCAAGUCUUUGUUAGGGUAACCAGCUUAACAGUUCAAGAAUCUAAUGGAGAACAGAAAUGAAAAUAUGGUCACACAAAUGACUCAUACUAAAAGGGCCACAAUUGGUACAUGGAUAAAGAAAGAUUCACUGAUACUAGAAAGAAAGAAAUUCAUUUAAACAAUGCAUGUUUUUUUUCUUUUAGAAUUUCAUCAUCUUUUUAAAGUUGUGAUUAAUAAUAUUAUUAUGAUGACAUAACAGGUGUAUUUGCCAGCUGUAGUUUCUUAGGAAUUUUAUCAUAAUUUCAAUGAUCUUUUAAGGUUGUAUAUUUCUAAGGGAAAAAAAUAUCUAUUGCUACGGCAAUGUUGACGUUGCCACUGCUGUUGCCAGUGCAAUCCAGCGAUUCACCUGUGCUUGCGUGCGUGUGCUUGCAUGUGUGUGUGUUUUAUAUACAUUAUAUAGUGAACUUUAAAAAUCUUCUUGUGAAAAACUACUUAUCCAAUUUUAACCAAACUUGGCAGGCUUGUUCUUUGGGUGAAGGGCUUCCAAAGUUCUUCAAAGAAUUUGAUUCCAUGCAGAUAUCUGGUUGCCAUGGCAACCAAAAGGAAUUAUAAGAAUAAAUUUAAAAAUCUUCUUGUAAAGGUCCACAAGGCAUAGAACAUAGAUAUUUUGCAAAAGAUAACACCUCGACCAAAAUUGUUCAAAUUAUAGCCUUGGGGUCAAAAUUGGCCCCGCCUUGUGGGUCAUUUAUUUUCACUUUGUUCAUAUAGUAAAAACUUAAAAAACCUUCUGGUCUGAAGGUACAAGGCUUAGAGCCUUGUUUUUGAUAUAUAUUAUCAUCUAUAGGUCCCCUACCAAAGUUGUUCACAUUUUGCCUCUAGUGUCAAAAUUAGCCCUGCCAUGUGGGUCAUAGGUUUUCCUUAUAUGUAUAUAAUAAAAACUUAUAAUAAAUUAUCUUCUCUGUAUUAACAAAGACUAGAUGUUGUUUAUUUUGCAUAAAAUAUAGUGUAGUGGACACAUAUUUCUUUUUAAAAAUCUAAGGCAUACAAAAGUGAAAGGUUAAAUCAGGUGUAAAAUGGUAUUCAAAAGAAUACCUUACGAAAUUUCUAUUUUUCGAAGCCACGAUAAUUGCCAAGUCUUAAAAAAAACCAAAAAAACAACAUUUUCCAGUAUACUUUGUUGUUUGUGUAAAUUUUGUUUUACGGAGCUACAUACCAUUUUAGGACAAUUUUAAAGCAUAAAUGUAAAUCAGUAAUUUGGUUUGAUAUCUAUGUUAGAUGUUUCGUCUCAUUUAUAUAAUUCUGAUGACUUUAUUUACGAUGUAUUCAUUCAUGCUUGCAAGAGCAUGUUUGUAUGCGAAGUUUAAUGUGUAGGUAUAUACUACGAUUUUAUCAAUGAACUGUUAUUUUUUGUUUUCUAUAAAGGAAUGUAUUAUUUUAUGAAAAUGAACAAUUUGGAACUUUCAAAGCAUUAAAACAACUUUGCAAACAAUAUUUUAAUGAUGUGUAGUCGGAAUGUAACAAUACUGCAGAAUGAAGAACUAGUUUCUAUAGCGGUUUUUAUCAGGAAGUGGAUGUUGUUUGGUAGAGGAUAAAUCUGUAACGCCUGUGGAGAUUUAGCUUAUAACUUUGUAUACAUUGCAAGCAAUGUAUAAAAUUAUACUGAAAGAAUUAAUUUACUUAAAGUUAAACCAUUUUUAGUUCACCUGAGCACAAAGUGCUCAAGGUGAGCUUUUGUGAUCAUAAUUUGUCUGGUGUGCAUCUGUGCGUCUGUCGUCAACUAUUUAUACAAACAACUUCUCAGAAACUACUGAACCAAAUUUGAUGAAAUUUUCCUGGGAUGUUCUUCUAAAAUUGUUCAAACAGUUCUGCGUCAUUGAAUAUCUGGAUAAGAAGGGCUAAAAAUAGAUUUUUAAAAUAAAAUCUUUAAAAAUCUACUUCUGAAAGUGCAAGGCCUAGAGCUUAGAUAUUUUGUGUGUAGCAUCAUUAAUGAAACUCUACAAAAAUUGUUCAAAUUAUAGCCUUGGGGUCAAAAUUGGCUUCCCUCGGGGGUCAAUAAUUUUCAUUAUGUAUAUAAAGUAAAAGCUUCUAGAAAUGUUCUCCUUUGAAUGUGCAAGGCCUUGAGCUCAGAUAUUUUGUGCGCAUCAUCAUCUAAUAAAACAAUAUAUAUAUAAUUAGUAAAAACUUUAAAAAUCAUCUUCUGUGAAUUGACAAAGGCUACAGGUUAGACAUUUGGCGUGAAACAUUGUGUAGUAGACCUCUACCAAGAUUGCUCAAAAGAUAGCCCUUUGGUCAAAAUAGGCCUGGCUGGGGGGGGGGGUAUUGAUUUUCAUUAUGUACAUAAUCUAAAAACUUAAAAAACCUUCUCCUCUGAAAGUGCAAGGAUAGAGCUUAGAUAUUUUGUCAGCAACAUAAUCUAAUGAAAUGUCUCUGGUCAAUAUUAACCAAACAAUAACAAUAGCUCUAUCUAUAACUAGGUGCUCAUUUAAAUGUUUAUUUAUGUUUGAACUGUCGAUUGCAUUCACCAUGUGGCUCACCUCUCAUGACUGUUAAAAAAACAAAAUGAGCCGCAUAACGACAAAACCAACGUAAUGCAUUUGUGACCAGCAUGGAUCCAGACCAGCCUGCGCAUCCGCGCAGUCUGAUCAGGAUCCAUGCUGUUUGCUAUCAGUUUCUCUACUUGUAAUAGGGUUUGUAAGGGAACAGCAUGGAUCCUGAUCAGACUGCACGGAUGGUCUGGAUCUAUGCUGGUCGCAAAGGCAUUGUGUUGGUUUUGUCGUGACGCGGCUCAAAUAUGUACUUCUAAUGAGAAUUACAAAUACAAAAUUCACACUUUUCAUGCAUUUUUGCUUUAUCUCAAAUAAAUUGAUAACACUAUUGUCUAACUUCAAGGCAGAUGAUAUUUUUAGCUUUUACUGAAAACCGUUUUCUGCUAUUUACACACUGAUGGUCACUCUGUCAUUUGUAAGUCGAUGGUCAGAUUCAAACAUCUUAGUUUCUAAGUCGACUUUUGGAAGUCUGAAACUUAUAAUUUCACUCUAAAUGAACAAACAAUCAAGAAUAGAUCUUUAACUGUCUUGCCCAGAUUUUGAAGCAAUUCAAGCUAUUCUAAUGAUUUUUUGAGCUGUAUCUUUGGAUAGAUAUUUGAAUGUUUUAAUAAUAAUAAUAAGUCUUUUGGGGGCUACCUGUCUAUUGAUUGGAGACAAAUGAUUCUACAAAUGAUUGAUAAUAUUAAAUAAUCAAACCUAAAUUAUUUAAGUAUUAAAAAUGUGCAAGAAAACAUUUAUAUACUUUAUAUUACUUAGUAACCUAGAACUUUGUGAUUUAUUUAGAUCAAGAUACUAUAUGGAACUAUGUUUUUGUUUUUAGACCACUUAUACAUGUACUGAGAAUAAAAGUUUUAUGACCCAGGCUGCUUUUUUAUACUACCUACUUUUUGGACACUGGGCAUUUGCGAGAAUAUGUGGCUUUAGUAGUAUGAUUGUUUUAAAGUUUUAGCAUUAUUACCUUUAGUUGUGUUUUUUUUUUAUUAUUUAAAACCAUUUUGAAUUUUUAGCUAUGCUGUUUACUAUUACAAAUAUAUAUUUACAAACA